This is a messenger RNA of Bicyclus anynana (squinting bush brown), 5035 nucleotides long. RefSeq lists its product as uncharacterized. The transcript has 12 exons. The record is from RefSeq and is a predicted model, not a curated record. Lineage: Eukaryota; Metazoa; Arthropoda; Insecta; Lepidoptera; Nymphalidae. Bases 126 to 4778 code for a protein of 1550 amino acids.
UUUUGUCUGUGGUUUGCGCGCCGGCGCCGGUCUAUGUGUUUUGGUUGCAAUUGUAAUAAAUAAAUUAAUUACAAUGUGAUAGCGAAAGCAAAUAAAUAUAAUUGUGUUUUUAAAUUUUAUUCAAAAUGAGUGCUACCUUUGAAGAGUCAGUGUUCGAUUUCGAUAUCAAUUUUCUUCAGCCAUCGGUUAACGCGGAGUCCAGGGUCGACAAACAGCGGCGGCAAAUUUUGAUAACGAAGAAGAAAGCUAUAGCUAUUGAUGCAUUGAUUAAAAAAUUCUAUGCACAAAGAGAAAAAUGGGAACAAAAUGAGGUUGUACUUCUUACUGCAAAAGAAGAAUGUAAACAAGUGUGUAUAAACUAUCAAGAAGCUUUAGAGAAAUGUACACAAUUAGAAAAGGCUAUGGAAAUGUUAAAUAGUCAGAAUGAAGAGCUAAACUCGAAGUACACAGUAGCACAAAAUCAGUAUGACGGGUUGAAAUCUUAUGUGAAUCAACUCCAACUAUUAAUAAAAGAACAUGAAUCCGUUAUUGAGGCGCUUAAAGUUGAGAAAAACUUGGAGAAAAGUAGUUCUGAAGAUUACCAAGCAAACCUCUCUUCCAUACAGAAAGAAAAUAAGGCUCUGCUUAAACAUAUGCGUCUUCUGAACGACAUAGCCUUGGGUAAAAAAAAGUUGCGUAAUCGUCACAAAGAAUUAUUACGCAAAUAUGAUUUUACGGAAGUCAGCAGUGAAGAUGAUUCUUCAUCCGAUGACAGCUGUGAUUUCUUUGAUGAUCCACCACAGUCACCCUUGAUAACAUCUCUGGAGGACUGUGCAGCAAAAACAAUUGAAAAAAAUAUUUUAGAGACAACCAAAAUAGAAAUGGCUAUCAAGAAAGAUUUGAUACAAUUCAAUGAAAAUGACUCGGAUUGUAGCAAUGAAAUAGUAAGUGAAGAUACAGGGUGUGGAUCGUCUUUAGCAUUUUCAGAUGGCGAUAAAUGUUUUAGUAGUCCUGAUUACUUUAAUAACGAUAGUCCAGAGAAUAUACCCAGACUUGGUAAAACAAAAGAAAAAAAGAUUUUAAUAGAUUCAGGUACCAACCCAAACAGUAUUCACGAAGUAGUUCAUGUAGCAACAAGUCCCCUUAUAUUCGAUGAUGUAGCUUUACUCACCGAUAGUAAUACGCUUUUCCCAAAUGAAUCUGAUCCAAAUACGGAGUAUUAUAUUAAUGAAAUUCCUCUAAGUAAUGAAAUUGUUACUAUUAAAGAAAAAAGAAAAUUAAUUGAUAUUGGAACAAGUCCAAUUAAAGACAUGGAAAAAGUACAUAUAGCAACUAGUCCGGUAUUAUUUGAAAAAUGUGUGGAACUAAAUAAAACUGAUAUUGACUGUGAAAAAGUCCAUGUAGCAACUAGUCCGUUAAUGUUUGAAGAAUGUGUAGAACUGAAUGAAACUAGCACAGUUGGCACGGCGGAUGCAGAUUGUCAAACAAGUAAUGUUACUGAUAAUUUUACGAUUGAUAUAAGUAACAGAAAAGAACGUUGUAUAUUUAAUGAAGACUCAGUAAGUAUGCCAAAUUCAAAUGGGAAACAUACAGUAAUAGAUAACUUAGAAACUCAUGGUGAGCUUGAAAUAAGUGGAAAAACAAUUGAAGAAAGGAAAUGUUUGGAAAGAAAUAAUAGCAAAAAAGUUUGUGAUGAUCAUAGUAAUGAUGAUGAAAUUGAUAUGAUAUUAAGUAGUAUGCGACUCAGUCAAAGAUUCAUAACACCAAUUCCUGAUACUCCAGUGAAAAUGCGUAAGGACGAGAGAAGAAAAGCGCAAAACCUGGUCGAAAAUGUACCCGAAACAUCUAGAGAACACAGUAUUUGUCGUGAGUCUUUGAAAUUGAGAGAGGAUAAUAAAAGUUUACAUAAAGAAGUGGCUAAUCUCUCAAAACAUGUUAUGGGUAUGACAUCUUGGAUGAAAAAAAUAAUUCUGGCCAUUAACUCUAAAGAAAAUAUUUGUAAUGAACGAGAUAUUGAUGUACCUGCUGAAAUAUUCGAUGAUACUAGUCAAGAAACAAUUAUAAUAUAUCCUAAUGAUGAUGACAGCAAUAAUGUAAAUAAAGAAACUAGACACACUGACUUUGAUGUUUCAAACAGUUUAAGAAACGAACUAUCUUCGAUAACAGAACCAGAUGAAAACAACUGUACAGAUAAUACAGUACAAACUGCCUCAAUUAGUCACGAUAUUUCGGAAGAAGCACCUUCGUUAAAUGUCAGCGAGUCGUUUGUAGUUAUUGAAACCGUCGAAAAUGAAUUAAGUUCUGGAAGCUUAAACAAUGAUGUCCAUAACGCUAAAAAUGACAGCUGUGAAGCUAUAACAUUCGAAGAAGAUUUAAGAAGCGACAGUGAGAGUGAUAUAAUAAUAAAUAAUGGUGUUCAUACUACCACAAAUAUGUCGCCUAUAGAAUGUGGUGGUUACAAAAAGAAAAAACAUAAUAAAUUAAGUAAGUUAGACAAAUUUAAGAAAAAACUACUGCCCAAAUCAAAAAUUUCAAAGGCCGAAAUAGUUACCCGCAAAACAAGACGUAAGCACAUAUUGACACCAGCAAGUAAUUUACCCCGAGUGGAUGCGACAACAAUAUUGAAUAAUAAAUCUGCUUACGAAAACGCAGCAAAAGUUAUGGCAGAAAUAAAAAUAAAAGAAAAAGAUUCAGUAAAUAAAAAACGUAUAACUAGAAAAGUUAGAAAAACUGUUAAAGAUAAAAACGAUUGUAAAAUCGACGAAGAAUGUUUAGAUCAGUCGAUUGCUAAACGAAAUCUACGACGGAAAUCAAAUGACCAACAGAAUUUCAUUGAAAAACGUACACAAUCAAUUGAAAGUUUAGAUGAUGAGCCACUAUCGACUAUAAGAACUAGAAGUCGCAGUCAAAAGUUGAGCAUUAGUUCACCUGUUUGUACUGAAACAAGUAAAAGAGAUUCGAGUGAAUCUGAAGAAAAAAAGAAAAUAAUAAAUAGCAUAUCCACCGAUACUCGAGCAGGUGGAAAUAAAAGAGUAUUACGUAGCUAUCACAACCGAAACACGGUUGAUUUAGAUUGUGUAGAGAAAACACCAUUGAGCGGAAACGAAGAACUAAUUUCUGAUACGCCAUUUUGUACAAGAAGAAAGCGUAAUAGUAGAGACGAAAAACAAUACGUAAACGAUAAUGUCAACAACAUAGCUGAUGCACCAAAUACUUCAUUAAAUGAUACACGUACUAGAAAUAGAAAACGUAAAUUAUCCAAUACCAAUGACGAACAGAACAUAAAUGAUAAUGGAACUGUAUCAAAUAAAAUUCAAGACAGAAGGAUAUCCAGAAUUGAAAACUUGAAACAAAAUUACACUCAUUGCAUUAAAGAUGUCUCUGUUGUACUUAGUAAAAUUGAUGAUAUAACAAUAUUCCAGACUGAAAAUGAAACAAAUAACAUAACUGGCAGUAUUAUAGCAUCAAGUAAUAUUCAGGAUCAAGGCUCAUCAUAUGUGAAUAGAAAAACACAAAAAAAUGAAGAAGUUUCUAUUGAUCCGCUAGAUAAUGAUAUUAAUCAUCCAAAACAAAGUAUUCUUUGUAAGAUGUUAGAGAAACAUGGUCGAGGAGAGAGGAAGUCUCCAAACGAAAAAGUUUCUGAUAAUGUUAUAAAUAAUCUCGGCAAAAAGUUGGAGGAACGCAUUGCCUCAAUAAAUGAAUUGCCUGUUCCUAAAGUAAAGCUGGCUCUGAAAAAACUAGUUGAUGAGGUACUAAGCUGGGAUCCGAAGCACUUCAUGUUAGGAUUCAUGGCAUAUUUAAAGGAUCCAGAUAGAAAAACUGAACUAUACAACAAAGUGAAUUCUCCUCCUGCACCACCGAUGACCAAGUCUGAACAAGUCGUGUUGUAUAUAGUGAGGCAAAUGGAGACGAAAUCCCCGAACACAGUCAAUAUGGUCCUCAAUUACAUAGAAUUUUCACUAUUUCAAUUGAAUAGAUCACCCGAUUUUGAUGUUAUAGAAAGUUUAUCGCAUGUUUAUGCACUAUUAUGUCGAUAUUUUGGAUUGAAGAGUCGAUUGAGACUCUUCCUGCUGGAUGCCAUGUAUUGUCUUCAAUUCAAAGUAGUUCCACUCAUCAAGCAGUGCUUGGAUGUGUGGAUGCAUAUAUUGCCUCUAGCGCACAUGGGGAUUGCUAAAAGUCCAUUAGUGACCUGUUUAGUUUAUCUUCUACAUUUCUACAAGUGUGAAGAUAAAUAUAAUAGAGUUACAGAAAUUAGAAAUAUAUUGAAUAAGAAAUAUUUCUAUCAAUUCGGUGAUUGGAAUGAGCCGAAAAUUUUGGAAAUGUUCAAAAACGCCAUCAAAGAAGUUAGAGAUAUCCCACUGGAGAAGAAAAUGUUGAGGAUGGCGCUGAUCCUGCUGGGAAAACGGCACGGACCAAAAUGGUGUCACAAGAAUAUUGUUAAAAAUAUGCUGAUGCCCUUGAUAGAGAGCGACAAGACGCCGUUGAAGACGAAGCUGUUCUGUGUGCAGACGCUGGGCGCGCUGCUCAAGCCGUUCCCUGCUGACAUGAAAGUUGACUUGGAGAUUUCUAUCAACUACAUGCUCGAUAUGCUUAAACAAGAUCCACCAGAUGCCAUGAAGGAAGCUAUAUUCACAAGUCUGAUAUACCUCAAUCACCACAACCCUGGUCGCGUGACCCGCGAGCUACUUCUGUGGCGGCCAAAACAAGUUUCUCCAGAAUUAGAGGCACUUUUGCGGGACUAUGUUAGAACGAAAAAACUGAAUACUUGGAAGCAAAUAUUGUCAAAAACUAAAAUGUAAAAAAAUUUUCAAUGUUUAGAAUAAGCAUGUAAAAAUUAAUUUUAAAAUUAAGCCAAGUGACUCAGUGGCUCUUAUUUUCUUAAGUUUCCCGAUAGUUCUGUGAUUUAUUGUAAGAAAAAAUUAACGUGUAUUUUUAUUUGUAAAAACUUUUGUAUCAUGUAAUAAAAUUUGUACUAAUGCAUCAGAGGAGAUCUGUGAAUAGUCUUACCUGAUGCUCGUUUUAGGAACAGUAAAUAAAAAACAUAAAAAUUUAAUAA